UGGAAGGUUUAACUCUGUUGCAGAAUGCUCCUUUGUCUGAAGUGCUGUCACUUCUCAUUGGUAGCUUGGAGGUGAUUUGAAUAGACCUGCAAUAAAUCCAUCCCAUCCCUACUAGCCUACCUCACCUCUCACUUACCCUUCGGAAAAAUGGGAGGAUCCAUUGAGGAGAUGCCUGCUGAAGGCAUGGAACUAAUGGAUAAAGGGUCGCCUGAAAAAGAAGGAAGAGUGCAGCUCAGGAGAGAACUUGGAGUGCUUGAAGGAGUGUCUGUGAUUCUUGGGAUUAUUAUUGGCUCAGGUAUUUUUGUGUCACCCAAGGGAGUCUUGGAGGAAAUUGGUUCAGUGGGAGCAGCAUUAUUGAUCUGGGUUGCCAGUGGGUUCUUGGCCCUCAUUGGAGCAUUGUGCUAUGCCGAGUUGGGUACAGCAGUUCCCAAGAGUGGUGGAGAUUAUGCCUAUAUACGCGAAGCAUUUGCCCCACGACAAAUGCCAUCAUGGCACUCACUUUUGCCAAGUACGUACUUCAACCAUUCUUCCCCAGUUGUGAGAAUCCAGAAGCAGGCGUUCAGCUCCUGGCAGCUCUUGCAAUAUGUGAGGUUUAUUGACAUUUAUAAACUGCUGGAAUAUGAAGUUGAUCACCAAAGUGCAAGAUGUGUUCAUGUUCACCAAGGUGGGAGCCAUCAUCAUCAUCAUCAUUGCUGGAAUGGCUUAUCUCUUCAUGGGUAG
Messenger RNA from Darwinula stevensoni, 720 nucleotides. The record is from the annotation of a GenBank genome assembly. Lineage: Eukaryota; Metazoa; Arthropoda; Ostracoda; Podocopida; Darwinulidae.